AAUCAUAAUUCUUAUUUACACUUGGUUUCUGUCAACACUCAUGACUCAACUGACCAGUUCCCACUUUCGUUAAAUUUAAGUAGUGUGUCUGUUGACGAUAUAAUAUCUGUCUUUGGAUCAGUUAGCGCUUAGACUGUGAGAGUUCGUUAGCAGUAUGCACUCUUUAGUCUUUAGGUGUAAGGCUGUUAAUUUGCAAUCUGUAUUUAGUGGUGCAAGCCGUGAGAAACGACUAACGAGAAUGGCAUUUGGCAUUUCUGCGUGAAAUUUAAUUAGUUUUUGUGAACAAGUGCAUUUUUCUUGAAAUAGUAAUUAAUUAUCGGUUAACCCCGCAAUGUUUAUUCGCUUAUUUGUAUACUAAUGAAAGUCGCUAUCAUGAUUUACUAUGAGCAGUGUUAAGUCAUUCUGUAAAAUUGUUAAGUGACUAGUGUUUAGGGUGGUUACUCGGUGCUCCAGGUUUUGUUUCUUCUAAUAAUGGAUUGAGAAGCCGCUAGCGUUGUUGGAAUUCAAAAUAUUUGUGUAAGGACGGGAUGGAUGAGGGUCUACUCAAUGACCUGUUAGAGUGUUCAGUCUGUUUGGAGCGUCUGGACACAUCAUCACGAGUCUUGCCAUGCCAACACACAUUCUGUCUCAAAUGUCUCAAGGUAAUAGUCGAAUCUCACAAAGAGCUACGAUGUCCCGAGUGUCGGGUACUGGUAGAGACAAAGGUGGAGGAACUGCCUCCCAACGUCCUCCUCAUGAGGAUCUUGGAGGGAAUGAAGAACUCCGCGCCCAGGAAAGUCUCUGCGCAGAGAGUUAGGACUGCGCACACGCAGGGCCAGGUACAAACGCAGCCAUCGUCUCGAUCAGACAAGCAGGUGCCACCGCACGGGAGAGCCAUCUACGAUUAUAUCUCAAAGGAACCUGGUGACCUUUCGUUCAAGAAGGGAGAGACGAUUUUGCUGCAAAAGAAGUUGGACCCUUUCUGGUAUCACGGAGAGUGUUCCGGUCGCAGCGGAAUGUUCCCUAUCACCUAUUUGCAGGUGAUAGUGCCUUUGGCCGCGGCCCCCGCCUUGUGCAAAGCGCUGUACGACUUCCGGAUGUCCGCCCCGGACGAGGAGGGCUGUCUCGCUUUCGACAAGGGGGCCAUCAUCACGGUCCACCGGCGAGUGGACGAGAACUGGGCCGAGGGUCGCCUCGAACAGCGGGUGGGCAUCUUCCCCAUCGCAUUCGUCGAACUCAACCAGGCCGCUUCGCACCUCAUGAACAGCAGUCCGAUAAAUCGCCCCGUCCCACCUGCGCCGGAACACGUCAGAGCGGGGCACUCGGAGCACAGGCAUCAGGCCCAGCACCCUCAUCGAUAUCGACAGAUGUCCGCGUCGACCCCCGCCUCGGCGCCGAGCAACUACCAGAACGUGGGCGACGCGAGCCAGGCCAACUCCCAGACGGCCGCCCGGCCGGCCCAGACGUCGGCCCGCCGCGCCGCGAGCCCGAGGAUCACGGAGCCCACUCGGGCCAAGUACCUCCUCGACAUCGUCCACUUCACGAGCGCGCACAAGGCUCUCGGGGUGCAGAGCGCGUCGCGCGUCGACGACGGCUACGACAGGUUCGGGGCCAAGUUCGACACUCACCCGAACGGGGCCGACGUCGCCUAUCAGAACGUCCGCACCGAGCGCUUUCCGGUCGCGGGCUUCGAUUCCAACUUGAGCUCUGACUCGAGCUCCAGCGCGAACACGCCGUCCUCGACCACCACGCCCAACACCAGCUCCGACACCAGCACCUGCGAGAGCGCCGAGCCCAGUCUGCCCGGCUCGCCCGACGUCGACGCGGAGAGGAACGCGACGGUCGCGGCGCCGGAGGACGCCCGCGAGCGGACCCGAGAGACCUCUCGGGACCCGAACGCCGCCGCGGCUCCGAACACGAGCGAGUGCUCGACGGCCACGAACACCUCGCUGAACGUAAGUCUCCCGAUCGAGUCCUCCCGCGUCGAGACUCGCGAGGCCGAGCCGACGAGCCUGCCCUGUUCGUCGAGGAUCACUCGCUCCGCCGGACCGGAGGCGAGGUCCAGCGGACCGGACUCGCUUCUCGACUUCGGCCUGGGGCUGCAGGCGGCCCUGUCGCCCUCUCGCGGCAGAGACGACUACGCGGCGUCGAGAGCCCCGAGGGACCAUCAUCACAGAGAGAAACGGCACAGCUUGACGCCGACCACGCAUUUGCAAGGAGGCCUCAACCAGAACAGGCAUUCGGCCGAAAUCCUAGCGACGUCCCUGCUCGAUCACACGCCCGAGCGAGACGUCCGGGGCGAGAGGGAGCGAGAGAGAGAGAGGAGACGACGGCGGUCUCGAAGCGACGAGCGCCCUCUUCCGGCCGCGUACGUCGCUCUGUAUCCGUACAGGCCGCAGAAACCCGACGAGAUCGAGUUGAAGAAGGGAGACCCGUUCUCCGCAGGCGUGUACACGGUCCGCGAGCGCUGUCGCGACGGCUGGUACAAGGGCUGGUGCGAGCGGCUCCAGCGCGCGGGGGUCUUUCCCGGGAACUACGUGGCGCCCCUCACGCCGGUGGCCAACCGGAUCAAGCACGAGAAGUCGGCGUCCAUGUCGAGCGGCAAGGCGGCGCCCCCGGCGAGCGACGGCGGCAACUCGAGCGCUCCGUCCGCCGCCCUCGCCGCUCCGGCUCCGCCCGACGCCCCGCCCAGGGCCGACAGUCCGCCGGCCGCCGCUCCUCAGCCGUCGACGUAUCCCUGGAGUGCGCCGGCGCAGCCGCAGCAGGGCGCUCCCCGAGCCGAUAAAGCGAAGGAUAAAGCGAAGUCCGAGAAGUCGUCGAUCUCCAGCGGCGUGAGCCUGAUGAAGCGAUUGGCGGCCAUGAAGAAGUGCAAGUCUCCGCCGCCCGUGGGCUACAGCAUGGACAACCCGGUGUUCGACGACUCGCCCAACGCGUCUCUCGUGUUCGCCGCGCAACACCCCGUGCACGUGCGGUCGGGCUCGUGCCCCUCGCAGUUGCUGCGCGCGUUGCCGACCUCGGCGGGGCAGAUCGCGGCCCCCGCGGGUCUGGCCGUGGCCAGGCACAAGGACCGACUGCACGAUCACCGCAUGCUCAGCCGCGGCAGCACCGAGGGCCUUCGGCAGAACCAGCAUCGCAAGUCGCAAAGCCUGGACGUGACGGCCGCCCGAAGGGACCGACACCACUCGCAGCCGGUCAGAGAGAGAUUUCGCUGCGUGGUCCCGUACCCCCCGAACUCCGAAUACGAGCUGGAGUUGAAAGUGGACGACAUAGUGACGGUCUGCAAGAAGAGAGGCGACGGCUGGUACAAGGGCACGCUGCAGAGGACCGGCAGGACCGGGCUCUUCCCGGCCUCUUUCGUUCAGAGCUGCCCGCCCGAGUGACCGACCGACCGGGCGUCGGCCGCUAAGCUGUCCGGCGCAGGGCGGAUUCCGACGAGAGAUUUUGACUAUUCGUUUUGGUGAUCGUGACGAGGAGUUUCUCGCCGCCGCCGACUUCGAUGAUUCACGACGCGGACUAUUUUUUAAAUGUGAAAUCAAAUUUAAACUUAGUUUGUGUAGAAUUUUGUGAAUUUAUUUUUAGUUUCGAUACGCUUAUUAUUUUACAAAAAGCCGUUCCCGAAGGGGUGAACGCCGGCGAGAGUCGCGGUCGCGCCGCUGCCAUAUUAUACAUAAACACUAUCUCUUUCCGCUUAGUUCGCUCGUUCGCUUCGUUUGCGACCCAUUGCAGCCCCAGACCCGGCAUCGUUUUCGUUAUAAUUAAAAAUGACUCGGGAGCCUUUUUAUAAUAGAUGAUAUCGUGUAUAAAGUUGGAGAUGUUGAAAUAUUUUAUUGAGGUAUUUUUAUGUAACCGAUAUUGAAAGCGAUAGAGUAGAGAAUUAGUACAACGAUACAUGAAAUGCUGUAACCGGAUCGGACGUUUAUCGUAACGGGGAGAGGCGUUCCGACCUCAUCGUAGUCGUAAGUCGGAAUGUUAUCGACACCCCGAGAUCCGCAUCGAGUCGAACGUCCGAAUAUCCGUCCGGGCGCUGAAGCGAGUCCCGGCUUCCACGUGCCCACCGAAUGGUUUACGGUAGCUGCCAUAGAGGCCGAUAAUCGGCUGAAAGUCGGAUACUCGACUCGAUAUUAAAUACGGGUGUUGAAUCGGCUAACUUUUAUUUUAAGGUAAAAUUUCUUUAUUCCACUUUUUGACAAUUUCUUCGAUAGAGUCGGGAUGCUACGAUAUGAUCCGUUUUAAAUUGAACUAGUUUAGAUACUGACAUUCAGUUUAUUAACACAAUAUAUUAAAAUUAAUUUUAGAGAAAAUUCAGCAAUUAUACUAAGUAAAUACAAUAUUAACAGCGUUCUAUACAGAUCGUAGGUUAGUCUUCGGAGGUUUUCGGGGGCAGAUACCUCCCGCUCCUCAUUGCUUAUUUCGCUGACUUUGCUCCGUCUAGGUGCAAUUCUUUUCUCAGAAAUGCCUUCUUUAUCUGCCACCGAAAAUCUCAUCGUAGUUAUAGUUGUAGGGAAUUUUUAUCGUUUCUACAAAUUAUUCAAUAGUUUUAAGGACUUUGAAUGUGAGAGUCAUGACUUUUGUACGAAUAGACCUUAUCCGACGUUUUGUGUCAAUUUUCUAACGAUAUUUUAAUGAAUUUUGAAAAUUGUUUUAUGGUCGGUGUGAACAACUUAGAUAUUAAUUAGUUAUUGGAGUGUAUUGUGAUGCAAUAAUUUAUAUGUGUAAUAUGUUUUUAAUUUGACGUUAUACUCGUGCCGUAAUUUAGAUUAUUCACAUAUCGUCAUUUUAAUCUAAACGAAAAAUCUAAUGAAUUUCGCCCACGUAUUGUCGGAAACCAUGCACUCUCUAUGUAUGUAAAAUGCUCAAUAUUUUUUUCUAUUUAACUCUUUUUACUUCGGAAAACACGAAAGCACGCCAUUUAAGAUGUUGGGAGUGUUUUCCGAAGUUAGCUUCAUUCGUUUUAACACGAAGCGUCGACAAGUCUGCGAUUCGUGUGAAGCCGCAUGGCCUUUAGCGAUAACUUGUAUAUUCUACGUGAGGGUCGUUUCCCGUAUUUAUUAUAUUUUUACUAAUUUGUACGUCCUUAUACUCAUGGUAACUAUGAAGAACUGAUUUUUUGUAAGUGUAUUUAAUUUGAAACUUUGUAGAUGUAGAUUGGAACCCUUUUAUUUCCAAACAACGAAUUUGUUUCUCGACUACGAUACGAGUAGGUUUUUAUACCAACGUUUUAGGUAAAUUGUUACAAUUAUUAGUGAAAUUUUAAAAAUGUUUGGCUGAAGUUUACUUGUAAAAAUUGAUGUCAUUUUAGCGUAUUAUGUAGUUGGAAAUUUAGGAUAAGAUAUUUCAUUUGAUUUAACGAGACAAAAGAACCAUAUCGAUGGCAGUUACGCGAUUUUCGAGAGAAAUAAAUAAUUUCAUCUGGA
Pieris rapae (cabbage white) is the source of this 5393-nucleotide messenger RNA. It is a transcript of the gene POSH, whose product is annotated as E3 ubiquitin-protein ligase SH3RF3. The transcript is spliced from 17 exons. The record is from RefSeq and is a predicted model, not a curated record. Lineage: Eukaryota; Metazoa; Arthropoda; Insecta; Lepidoptera; Pieridae. Gene Ontology annotation, molecular function: metal ion binding; protein binding. Bases 528 to 3359 code for a protein of 943 amino acids.